Messenger RNA from Microplitis demolitor, 1139 nucleotides. RefSeq lists its product as uncharacterized. The record is from RefSeq and is a predicted model, not a curated record. Bases 126 to 911 code for a protein of 261 amino acids. The transcript is spliced from 5 exons. NCBI's taxonomy places the organism in Eukaryota, Metazoa, Arthropoda, Insecta, Hymenoptera, Braconidae.
ACUUGUAAUUUAUGCAUCGACACGAAGUCAACAGUAUUUAUAAAAAACUAAAAUUUUAUUCUUACCAUCAGUAAUAGUAUUUUUUACAAACAAGAAGAACGUAAAGGUCUUUACAAGAGUAAAUCAUGUGGUUAUCAAAAGUGGUAUCGAUUUUAGUCUACAUAAUAUUUAUGAAUAUCUGUCUAGCUAAAUCACGAGACGAAAAAUUUAAUUUUGAUAGAGGUCAGUUUGUUCUUAUAGGAGAAGCAGGACCGGAAAACGAGUUUCGAAAUCUAAUGCAAGGUGAAUUAAUUCAUCCUCGAGCUGUUCUUACCGUUUCUGAUGAUUCACUAUAUGAAGCCGGAUCACUGGAAAUUAAAAUCGGUGUAUCCAAAAUGCACCAUCACUCUACAUUAGAAAUUGUGAGGAGUGUAAAAGUGAUUAAUAUCGUAGAAUUACCAGAAACUUCAAAGAUAGUUUUGCUAAUCUUAGAAGAAGAAAUAUUGGAUGUAAAAUUAAUUAACUAUAAACACACUUCAUAUGACGAUCAAUAUAACGAAUGUAAAUUGAUUAAAGUUGGAUACGUAGAACUUAAUUUGGCCGGUAGUGAGAUCACUCCUUUUCUUCUAAUGAAGGAAAAAAACAUUCAGUUAUUGAGUCACAUGCCUGAUAAAGGCUGCCCAUCUGACUUAAAUAAAAUAAUCGAUUUCAAAAGUUCGCUUUUUACUGAUUAUGUUUAUUGUAUAAAAGAAACUAAAAAAUUAAAUUGUCGUAAUAAUUAUCCAGGAGCUUCUUUAGUUUGUCAAGACCACGAUACAAGUGAAUUCUACUUAGCUGGAGUUGUCAUUGGAAAAAGUCGUUGCAAGUGGAUGCUUAUAAAUACUCCGAAAUUACACGCAUCUAUUGAGGAUCAUUUAAAAACUAUUCAAUAAGUCCAUUCUCAGAUAUUGCCCCUCACUUUUUGAAAAUUUUCAAUUGCUUUCAACUGUUAUGAGCGAUUCAAAAUUUUGUUAAUUAAUUAAAAAAAAAAAAAAUGGAAGCAUUAAUAAAAAAAAUGAUGACGUAGUCUAAAAUCUUCAUGUCAAUUUUAUAACUCGAAUUUUCAAAUUUUUUAGGCUAAAAUUUAUUGAACCAAUUUUAUGUAACCCCUAAUUGAUAAU